Nelumbo nucifera (sacred lotus) is the source of this 1357-nucleotide messenger RNA. RefSeq names its product B-box zinc finger protein 20-like. Gene Ontology annotation, cellular component: nucleus. Gene Ontology annotation, molecular function: zinc ion binding. The record is from RefSeq and is a predicted model, not a curated record. Lineage: Eukaryota; Viridiplantae; Streptophyta; Magnoliopsida; Proteales; Nelumbonaceae. Gene Ontology annotation, biological process: regulation of DNA-templated transcription; photomorphogenesis.
GGCGGGGAUGUCCAGCUUAUAUGCACGCCUAUCUGCUUAUCUCUAUCCAUCCAGCACUCGAUUUUGCAGAUACAAUUUAUCAAACUCAAACAUAAAAAUGAUCUGAACCUCUCUCUCUCUCUCUGAAGAGGCAAACCCAUAUAGCAAUUAAACAAUGAAGAUCCAGUGUGAUGUUUGUGAUAAAGACGAGGCCUCUGUCUUCUGCUCCGCCGACGAGGCUGCCCUCUGCGAUGGAUGUGAUCGCCGUGUCCAUCACGCAAACAAGCUCGCCGGCAAACACCUGCGCUUCUCCCUCCUCCACCCUUCCUUCAAAGAGGCUCCUCGUUGCGACGUCUGCCAGGAGAGACGUGCCUUUCUGUUCUGUCAGGAGGACAGGGCGAUUCUCUGCAGAGAGUGCGACCAUCCUAUUCACACGGCCAACGACCACACCAAGAAACAUAACAGGUUUCUCCUCACCGGCGUAAAGCUUUCAUCCUCCUCUUCCUUGUACUCCGCCACCAACUCAUCCACCAAUGAAGCCUGUGAUUCCCUGAAUGGUAAAGUCAACGAGAACAAAAUCUCCAAGUUGUCCAAAAAGCAAAAACCCAUGCCUGUUCCUUUCGGAGAGAUUGUUCAUCCAAAACCACCGAUGGUCGAGAAACCACCAGCAGCAGCCACUAUUACGACAUCUAAAGCUGAUGAUCAUCCGGCAAGCGAAGGAUAUUCGACCAGUAGCAUAACGGAGUAUCUGAUGGAGACGUUACCAGGCUGGCAAGUCGAGGACUUUCUCGACUCCUAUUCUGCUCCCCAUGGUUUCUGUAAGGGUGAUGCUCUGUCUCCAUUUCUAGAUAUGGAUUUUCAAAGCAAUUUGAGCUUUUCUCCUCAAGAUACAACGAUCUGGGUACCCCAAGUACCACAAGCCUCGUAUCCUGUAAACUGCCUUCCCAACCAAAUCAGUUUCCUAAGUGGAUUUAAGGAGCUAAAGGAGGCAAGCAAUUUCAAGACUAGUAACAAACGAUGGAGAGAUGACAGUCUUACAGUCCCCCAAAUCAGCUCACCAUCAUGCGAGAGGUCUACACCUUUUUGGUAAAAGGGAAAAAAAAUCUAUUCCCAGAAAAGAAAAACUGACCAACCUUCCCCGUUUUGACGACAUCUUGAUUCCCCUGUAGCUUCAAAUUUCAUUCCUUUCUUCUUCUACUUCUUACUUCUCCCCCCAACCCCCUCUCAAAGACUAGAUCUUUAUCUUUCCUUGUGUAGUAUGUACUUUCGUCCAUCUUGGUUUGUUUCAUUUCCUCUUCACUUAUUUUGGAUUUGGAAUGGAUCUUUGUAAAUAUCACUUAGGAGUUUGGAGCAGUUUCUCUGUUUUUAUUCAUUUAUU